GAUACCAAAAGCUCUGGAGAAACAAAAGUUCUCUAUAGCCGAUACCAGGCUGUGCGUCUGUCGUCUUCGUGCGUCUGGACGUAGUCUGACACUCCGACUCGGACUUGCUUCUUGCCGUCGACCUUCACUACGGAGUGUGGACUGCUGAUCCGCAAGUCCCAAGUAUAGUUUCAGGGGACUGUCUUCUUGCCGUUUGUCGAUUCACAAGUAUAGUUUAAGAGAAGGAGCUGCACCCGACUAAAGGCCUAUGAGAGCUCCUAGAAUUAUUGAGGUGUGGAAACUGGGCACUUUCAAUUACCUCGAGGCACUUAAGCUGCAAGAAAAGCUAGCAUCUGAUAGAAAAUCCCUUAAAAUAAAUGAUACCCUUUUGUCCUUGCAACAUCCUCCCACAUAUACCCUCGGCAAAAGGAGAACUGACCAUAACCUAUUAAUUCCUCAGUCGAAACUCGAAGCCAUAGGAGCAAAACUUCACUAUACUCAAAGAGGAGGUGACAUUACUUUUCAUGGCCCUCGCCAAGCCAUACUGUAUCCCAUUAUUUCUUUGAGAGAGUUUGGUCUUGGAGCUAGAAAGUAUGUGGAGAAGCUUGAGUUAACUAUGGUUGAGUUAGCGUUGAAAUACGGCGUGAAAGCAGAGGGUGGAAAGAGAGUAGGAGAAACUGGGGUUUGGGUUGGGGAUAGAAAGAUAGGGGCAAUUGGAGUACAAAUUUCAUCUGGGAUUACCUCACAUGGACUGGCGUUCAAUGUCGAUCCCGAUUUAAACUACUUCAAGAAUAUUGUGCCUUGUGGGAUUGUGGAUAAGGAGGUCACGAGUUUGAAAAGAGAGGCAAAGGUAGAGCUUCCUGGUGAAGAUGUGAUUGAGGAAGAGCUCAUUUCUUGCUUUACUAGAUUGUUUGGUUACAACCAUGUUGUUUGGAGAGAUGUUUCAUCCUUACCCCCAUUUGAUGCUUAAGAGUUCUGUCUCACAACACUCAAAAUGUAUGUUGCACUGUUGCAGUAAAGUAACUACAGGAGGAGCUACUAAUAAGCUCCUAAAAGUCUAUCACAUAUUCACAUAGCUCCUACAAUUCUGGCUAUCACUUAUCAGUAGAACUAGCAAUUAUAUAGUUAAUGCCUUGGACAGAGUGAAACCAUACCCUCCCCAGAUCUGUGGUACGAUAAAGUGACAUCUUAACAAGAGUGCUAAGGUGAGACAACAAGCUGCAGAUCUGAUAUCCAGAAUUGCAGUGGUCAUGAAACAGUGCUAUGGUGAGGAACAGUUAAUGGGCCAUCUGGGUGUCGUCUUGUAUGAGUACUUGGUAUGACUAAGAUGACAACUGCAAUCGAAGAUCCACUGCCUGGAUUAACCCCUAUUUUGAAAAAUCGUCACGAGAAAGUUCAAGGGAACUGUAUCAAUCUGAUCGGACAGAAAGUUCAAGGAGUUUUUUUUAGUUUCUUGAGAUGCUCAAAGCACAUAAGGAGGGCAUCAGGCGAGCCUGUGUGGCAAUUGUGGCUGAAAUCCGCUCUCCCUUCUCGUGCUUGUUUAGGUGAUACUGUUUUUAUACCACUUUUGGUGGGCAGUUUCUCUUAUGCAUUGAUGCCUCAAAUUGAGGACCAUUUUCAUUUCACUUUUGUAAUGAUUUGCCAUUUGGUUUCUCUUAUGUGUUUCCUCCAUUUGCUUGAGAGUAUUUUAUGACUCUUCCCAUGUGCCUCGUCAUCUAUGUAAUUUAUUUUCGUACAAUGAAUUUAAGACAACAAAGCAACAAAUUCAAAGCA
Molecule: messenger RNA, 1752 nt
Organism: Cuscuta epithymum
Lineage: Eukaryota; Viridiplantae; Streptophyta; Magnoliopsida; Solanales; Convolvulaceae
Source: the annotation of a GenBank genome assembly